Messenger RNA from Oldenlandia corymbosa var. corymbosa, 2161 nucleotides. The record is from the annotation of a GenBank genome assembly. NCBI's taxonomy places the organism in Eukaryota, Viridiplantae, Streptophyta, Magnoliopsida, Gentianales, Rubiaceae.
GCCAUUUUCUGGAGUUCUUUUUUACAAUCAGCCUUCAUCGAUUACCGAAACUCUGUAUAAAUUCGUUCAGAAAGCAUUAGGGUUUCAUCUUUCCCGGAAAUUGGUAGUUCCUCUCGUUGUUGAUUUCAUUCACCGCGAAGCUUUAAUCAAUCUGCAUUGCAUCGAGGUUUUCAUAGAGUUGUUAGAUUUCCACGGUCUAGAUUGCCUGAUUUUGAAGGUUUAACGAUUGGAAUUGAGCAGUUGGCACAAGUUCUUGCCGGGAUUUGUUCGAUUCAAUCAAGAUUCUAUAUUGAAGAUUGAAUGAUCUAAUGGAGAGUAAAGGUGGGAAAAAGAAGUCUAGCAGUAGUAAAUCCUUAUCCUACGAAGAGCCCCUUGGAUACAGCAUUGAGGACGUUCGACCUGCCGGCGGUAUCAAAAAAUUCAGAUCUCCUGCUUACUGCAACUGCACUCGGAUGCCAUCUUGAUAUUCCCCCCUGGUCUUUCGAUUAACUACGAAAAUCCUGCUCUUUUUCUGCUAGUUUGAAGUUCUUACUUUUUUGCUCCUAUACCUCUUUUAUUGCUUUCAAUCAGUGCUCCUUUCCUUUCUUCUUCGACGAAAAUGGCCUCGCCAGCUGUCUCUGCUAUUGGCUUUGAAGGUUUUGAGAAAAGGCUUGAAAUAUCUUUCUUUGAACCUGGAAUUUUCGCUGACCCUGGUGGUCGUGGCUUGAGAUCUCUGUCUUCUGAUCAGUUGGAUGAAAUUCUGAAACCAGCUGAAUGCACAAUUGUGUCCUCAUUAUCAAACGAUCAAGUGGAUUCCUAUGUAUUAUCUGAGUCUAGCCUCUUUGUCUUCCCUUACAAGAUCAUUAUCAAAACUUGUGGCACUACAAAGUUGCUUCUUUCGAUACCAUUUAUCCUUGAGCUUUCUGACUCUUUAAAGUUGAGGGUGAAAUCUGUGGUAUACAGCCGUGGAAGUUUUGUCUUCCCUUGGGCUCAACCUUAUCCUCAUCGUAACUUCUCUGAGGAAGUAGCUGUCCUUAACAGCUACUUUGGCAAGCUUGGAACUGGCAGCAAAGUGCAUGUUAUGGGUGAUGAUGCUUAUAGGAAGCAAUGGCAUGUCUACUCAGCAUCAGCUGAAUUUUCUGAAGUUCGGAACCCAAUUUACACCUUGGAAAUGUGCAUGACUGGGCUGGACAAGGAUAGGGCAUCUGUCUUUUACAAAACAAUAUCCAGCUCUGCUGCUCUCAUGACUGAAAUUUCUGGCAUUAGGAGAAUUCUUCCAGAAUCAGACAUCUGUGAUUUCGACUUUGAUCCAUGCGGAUAUUCCAUGAAUGCAGUCGAAGGUGAUGCAAUCUCCACCAUCCAUGUGACACCAGAAGAUGGCUUCAGCUACGCUAGUUUUGAGGCUGUGGGAUAUGAUUUCAAAGUAGUCAGCUUGACGAAACUUAUUGGAAGAGCAUUGGACUGUUUCCAACCAACGGAGUUUUCUCUGGCUUUACAAACAGAUAGCUCCAGAAGCCAGUUUGAGUCGGAUUUCCAGCUGGAGAUUGGAGGAUAUUCUUGUGAUACAAGAAUCUGCGAGGUACUUGGUAACGAAGGUUCAAUCAUCUAUCAGACUUUCAAGAGCACCAGGAGCUGCAGUUCUCCUAGGUCAAUUCUGCAAUACUGCUGGAGUGAAAGUGAGGAUGAGUAUAUGGAGAAGAACCAUGAUGAACCAUAGAUGGUCUUUGGUCUGAUGAAGCACAAUUAAGGUCCGCCUGAUGUCUCUUAGUUUUGAUAGAGUGAUGCCCAGAGUCUGCACUGAAAAUCACUUAUUGUUGUGUUAGUUGGUGGUAAUGGUCUAAUGUUUCUUCUCUCCAUUGUGCAUAUGAGGUCUUUACCUUUAGGCCCUAGCUUACCUGUGGUCAUGAUUUUUUUUUCAGAGGAUAGUAUACAUAUGCUAUUGUAUUGUCUAGUAUGGUGGAGACUAUUUUGCUUCCUUUAGUUUGUUCUCUUUUAUUUCAAUUGUUUAACCGGAAUUGGAUUCUUGAGAGUUCUAAUACAUAAUUUUUGAUUUUUCAAAUCUUCUUUCGUCGAGUUCCGAACCUUUAAUUUAUACAACAUUGUUGCAACCCGUGAAAAUUUCCAGUUUUUAAAUAUUGCUACUUGUUGCAACAUGAAGACUUUUGAGGUCUUGAAGUGGUCC